AUGGCGACGAGUCUGGUUUCGAACUUACGCUUAUCCAAGGAAACUGAUUGUGUCAGAGAGUGGCUGGAAAUCUUUGAAAACGCCGCUUCUGUGUUCAUUUUCGCACACGCAGAUAAGUUACCAGAUGACGCAAACGAGAAAACUGCUAAAAAAGCAGAACUCAUGAGAACACUGUUAACAGUCAAUCUGGGGCCUGACGCGUUGAAGAAGUUGCGUGCAUUUACAUUUCCAGCUGAAAUUAAAGACACUGACUACGCUACCCUGAGAAAAACUCUUGUUGAUCGGUUAUCACCCAAAACGAACAUUGUAGCUCAACAGCAGAAGUUUAUGACUUUAAAUCAGAUUGCUGGUGAAUCCUUAUGUACUUUUAUGUCACGAUUGAAGGAAGCUGCUAAUGUUUGUCAGUUCGGUGAUUUGUUUGAUUUAAUGGUGCGUACACGUUUUGUGGCUGCACUAUCCUCUGAUAGGAUACGUGCUGAACUCAUAUCAGAAUCUGCUACCAAUGACACGUCUGCCAGCCUGUUCGAUAAAGCUCAGACGAAGGAGAACGCUCUGCAAAGUUCAAUAAACUGUCGCAAACCCGGACAUAUCGCGAAGAACUGUCGUUCCGCUAAGAAGCAAUCCCAUUGUGUUGAAGGGAUUGGUGAUCAUGAUGAUGGCAACGCUUGCGCUGCUGAUUAUGGGUACACACACCAAGAGUUGGAGAACACGUUGUACUGCGUGGAGACGGCUGAUCCUGUCCAGAUUCCAGUACAGACUCCUGUUCCCGAUGAUACUCUACCUGCAUCAGUUAAAUUGCGAGUAGCUAAUUUUAAUUGUGAAAGCAUUGACUGCAAGGCCCUUGUAAACGUUGAAUUUAGAGGCAAGAAAUGGAUUUUACCACUGUAUGUUGUCGAUUGUCGGUUUCCCACACUCCUAGGUCGAGAGUGGAUCAUCCAGAUGUUUGGUAAAGACUGGUUGGAUCAUAUGAUAGGACUUGUUGAUGUUGAGCAAUCUUACGCUGUCUCCAAGCUUCAGAGAGAUGAAUUUGUUAGUGAGAUACUCCGCAGUCCUGUGUUCGAUCCUGGUGUUGGAACUGUUAAAGGAUUCGAAGCUUGUCUACAAUUUAAGCCUGAUGCGAGAGCAAAGUUUUGCAAGGCAAGGCAGGUCCCAUUUGCCAUCGUAGACAAGGUUGGGAAAGCCAUAGACGAGUUAGUGAAGAAUGGACAGCUGAUUCCAACAGAGCACUCAGACUGGGCUUCACCCAUAGUUCCUGUCAUGAAAGCGGAUGGUACGAUUCGCAUAUGUGGUGACUACAAGACUACUGUAAAUCCUAAUCUCGACACAGCUAUUUACCCACUUCCUACGAUAGAGGAUUGCUUGAGUAAGAUUGUUGGAGGUAAACUGUUUACUAAGCUGGAUAUCAGAGCCGCUUAUAAUAGUUUGAAGUUGAGAGAAUGUGACCAAAAGAUUGUGACUUUGAACACACACAAAGGAUUGUUCAGUCCUACUUCUCUACCAUUCGGUAUUUCAUCUGCCGGACCAAUAUUUGAACGCAAGAUUGAUGAUACCUUGAGAAAGACAGAGAACACAGCAUGGCGUGUUGACGACAUUCUAAUAACUGGACCUGAUGAUGAGAGUCACAUGAAGAACGUGAGAACGGUGAUUACAGCACUAGAGAAUGAAGGCUACAAAUGCCGGCUAGACAAGUGUGUUUUCAUGGAGCCUAAGGUGACAUUUCUAGGCCAUGAAGUAUCUGCUGAGGGGAUAAGACCGCUGAGUUCGAAAGUUGAAACCAUAGUGAGAGCACCGUAUCCUACUACUAGAGCGGAGAUGAUAUCAUUUCUUGGUGGUGCACAGUACUAUUCACGUUUUAUUCCCAACAUGUCAACAGUUGUUGAACCACUUAACCGUUUAAGACCCGCUGACAGUAUUUUCCACUUUGGAGAUAGAGAAAAGAGAGCUUUUGAUGAGUUAAAAGCACUGUUAUCGUCUGACUUGGUUCUAACAGUCUACAACCCUGAGCUGGAGUUAAAGCUUGACACGGACGCUUCAUCCGUUGGUUUAGGAGCUGUUAUGUCACAUAUUGAUGAAAAUGGAACAGAGCGACCGAUCGAGUAUAUAUCUCGAACUCUGACGAAAUCUGAGAGAAACUAUUCCAUGAUAGAAAAAGAAGCAUUGGCAAUAGUUUGGGCGACUAAGAGACUGCACCGUUAUCUUUUUGGACGACCAUUUACCCUAGUUACAGACCACAAGCCGCUGGAAUCUAUCUUUCACCCUAGUCGUGGGAUUCCUAGCAUGGUGGCAGGUCGUUUACAACGAUGGUCAUUGUUCCUUAGCGGUUACACUUACAAGAUCCAGUUUCGACCCACUGGUAAACAUUGUAAUGCUGAUCUAUGUUCCCGUUUUCCACUGCCUUUAGACACAUCGGCAGAGACGAGAGAGUUUGAUGACGAGUUAACAGAGGAGUUUGAAAUGAAACCUCUAGAUACUGUUUUCAGCGUGCACUACUUCGGUGAUGACAAACCUUUGAUUGACGCUGAGUUAAUAGCUAGUCACACGAGAAGAGACAAGACACUUGGUCGACUGUUACAGUUUGUUAAAGACGGCUGGAACGAGAAACCCCCUGUUGAUGUCGAGCUGAAACCGUUUUACACACGUCGAAACGAGUUGUCAGUAGACCAGAACUGUAUUGUCUGGGGAUCUCGAGUUGUUAUUCCAGAGAGUAUGAGAAAGAGCGUGCUUUCAAUGCUUCAUGCAACACACAUGGGCAUUUCACAGACCAAAGCACUAGCGAGAGGCUAUGUUUAUUGGCCAAACAUGGAUGCUGAGAUCGAGAAAAUGGUUAAACUAUGUGAACCAUGUCAACUAAACCAGAAGAAACCCGCUAGAUCUACACCACACCCAUGGGCUAAAACUAUGGAGGCUUGGGAGCGAGAUCUGUUGUGUCAGAGCCGUUGCAACAAACAGAUCCGGAUACACCGAGAGUUGAGCUGGAGAUAA
This is a messenger RNA of Bolinopsis microptera, 2982 nucleotides long. RefSeq lists its product as uncharacterized. The record is from RefSeq and is a predicted model, not a curated record. NCBI's taxonomy places the organism in Eukaryota, Metazoa, Ctenophora, Tentaculata, Lobata, Bolinopsidae. Bases 1 to 2982 code for a protein of 993 amino acids. The transcript has 3 exons.